AUGAUGUCCAUGAACAGCAAACAGCCGCACUUCGCCAUGCAUCCCUCUUUGCCUGAGCACAAGUACACCACCCUGCAUUCCAGCUCGGAAGCUAUAAGGAGAGCUUGUCUACAAACUCCACAGCUGCAGAACAACAUCUUCGCCAGCCUGGAUGAGACCCUGCUGGCCCGGGCAGAGGCUUUGGCGGCCGUGGACAUCGCCGUGUCCCAGGGCAAGACGCACCCGUUCAAGCCCGACGCCACCUACCACACGAUGAGCACGGUGCCAUGCUCGUCGGGAUCCACAGUUCCACUGGCCCACCACCACCACCAUCACCAUCACCACCACCACCAGAACUUGGAGCACCAGGACAUCAUGGACCACAUCAGCUCGCCGUCCCUCGCACUCAUGUCCGGCGCGCACGACGGGACCGGUGGAGGAGGAGGCGGCGGGGGCGGCGGAGGUGGCGGCGGAGGGCUUAUUCCCACCUCCUCUGCCCACCCGCACUCGCACAUGCACGGCUUGAGUCACCUCUCGCACCAGGCUAUGAGCAUGAACUCGCCUCUCACCCACCACGGGCUCUUACCGGGCCAUCACGGUGGGGGUCAAUGCGGCCCAGGGCUCACUAACGCCGGCCUGCCCUCCAUCAAUGACUCAGACACGGACCCAAGGGAGCUGGAAGCUUUCGCGGAGCGCUUCAAACAGCGGAGGAUCAAGCUAGGGGUGACCCAGGCGGACGUGGGAGGCGCUCUGGCUAAUCUGAAAAUCCCCGGCGUGGGAUCACUGAGCCAAAGUACAAUUUGUCGUUUCGAGUCGUUAACUCUGUCCCACAACAACAUGAUUGCGCUCAAACCGAUCCUCCAGGCCUGGCUGGAGGAGGCCGAGGGGGCCCAGAGGGAGAAACUGAACAAACCGGACAUUUUUAACGGAGGGGAGAAGAAGCGCAAGAGGACUUCGAUAGCGGCUCCAGAGAAGAGGUCUUUGGAGGCAUACUUCGCCGUGCAGCCUCGACCGUCGUCCGAGAAAAUAGCAGCUAUAGCGGAAAAGUUGGACCUGAAAAAAAACGUGGUGCGCGUGUGGUUUUGUAACCAAAGACAGAAGCAGAAGAGGUUGAAAUUUUCCGCAGCUCACUGAUGAAGAAAAGACAGAAAAACAAAAAAGUUGUGGGACUGAAUUUGGGGACCAAGGGACACUAAGACACCAUUUUCAGUCUUUUGUCUCCAGCGCUUUUACACGUUGGUGCACACUGGGCUUUAGAUGACCCAUUUUCUGAGGCUUCAUAUAUCUUGUUUAUUUUCACGUUAUCGGUGAAUGUGAAGUAUGCAAAUGACAGAUGACACACACUUUCGCUCAGUUGUUUCGAGGGAAAAAGUUUUAGCUACGUCGACAUUGCCUUUUAACACACGCGGAAAAAAAGAGGUAAUUUGCUUGAUACUAUAGCGAGUUAUUUUCUCCGAAUAGGCCUAUUAUUUGAAGUAUAGCCAUUUACGAAUUACCUCAUUGAUUGUUAAACUGUGUUUCUGGUUUGAGUUUUGUCGUUGUUGGUAUAGAAUAAUCCAUGAAUCUGUUCUCCAUCUCUUCAUUUAUUCUUAUUUGGAGGCUGCUAUGAACUCAAAUUCUGUUGCAAACUUUUAUGGCUAAGGAAAAAAAAUAAUAGGCCUGCAUGAAACUCUGAUUCACGGGCUGUAAUGGAGCCUCUGAAGGCUGUCACAUCUAGAGAUAUAUUUAUUUUGAAUUUGCACAAAGGACCCUUAAGGUUUAGAGUUGAAAUGGUUUUGUAUAUACAGACAUCACUUUGUCACUUAUCAGAGGGGAGCUCCUGUGCUCUGGAAAUUAAUUGGGUCUAAAUUGGCAUCCCAAGAAAAAGUUCCAAACAGAUCCAGAACAGAGAGCCUUCAGCUUCAUGAAGGAGAGAUCACAGUGAAGUAAUGUGUUCCAGUUUGCAGUGCAAACACUCUAUGCAUUAAAAAAGAGUCACUGCGUGCAGUAGAGCUGUCUGCUGAUCAGACCUUAUUUUGUGGAUGGUGUAAGUCACUGUUAAUGCCUGUUUUUCACAUUGAGAUCACCACGUUGUUUGUCGUGUUAAUUGUUACAGAAACGUUGUGUAAGUAAUCUUUUUACUUUGUGCACAAGUAUGUUUACAAAAUCUGCGGCGACAUGUGCAUCAUGGAGAAAUGUCCCACUGUGUCCUUCCCUCUGUCACAACUUCUCCUCUGUUGUCCUCUUUACUUUCAUUGGUACUCUUCAUCCUGUAAGCCAAAUCCGACAGGGAGGUGUGUUCCAGCAAUCUUCUAAUAAA
Molecule: messenger RNA, 2278 nt
Organism: Notolabrus celidotus (New Zealand spotty)
Lineage: Eukaryota; Metazoa; Chordata; Actinopteri; Labriformes; Labridae
Gene: pou4f1
Product: POU class 4 homeobox 1
Exons: 2
Coding region: 1-1113 (370 amino acids)
Biological process (GO): regulation of transcription by RNA polymerase II
Molecular function (GO): DNA-binding transcription factor activity, RNA polymerase II-specific; RNA polymerase II cis-regulatory region sequence-specific DNA binding
Source: RefSeq, a predicted model, not a curated record